This is a messenger RNA of Closterium sp. NIES-65, 4536 nucleotides long. The record is from the annotation of a GenBank genome assembly. Lineage: Eukaryota; Viridiplantae; Streptophyta; Zygnematophyceae; Desmidiales; Closteriaceae.
AUGCCGCGGAAGCAGCGUUCGUGCACUCUUCCCACGGAGCGCGUGUCCCCCGCCGCCGCCAGCGCGAAGCUGACGAUGCGUCUCGAGUGCACUCAAAAGUCGUCGCCGCAGGUCGGCAGAGCGCGAUUGCCGUCCGUCGCCGCCAUCGCGAGGCAUCAGCGCGCCUCGACGUGCCUCCUGCUGCUCCUCGCCCUCCUCCACGCCCCCGCCUUUGCUGCUUCCUCAUCCAAGCACCCGCUGCUUCUCAACGGGGACUUCGAUCUCCCCGAGUCCACGGCGGUCAACGGCAGCGCAAAGCUCGCGAGCGCAAUGAGCGCGGUCCGCGGGGCAAUUGGCGCAGUGGCGCGGCGAAUAGCGGGGUGGGACGUGGUGGGGACGCGCAUCAAGCUGCAGUCGCUUAUGCCGGGAAACCCGGGGCAAGGGCAGGUCGCGUCACUACCGCGACAAUACCUCCUCAUCCCCUCAGUUCCCGCGCAAGCGGUGUCCCAGACCUUCCCCACGCGCGCGGGGUGCGUGUACGAAGGGUCGUUCGCCAUCCGCUCGCACCACGUGGACGGCUGGCCCGCUGCCGUCAUGCUGUCCGUGACUGACGUGGCGUCGAGUCAGCAGCUGCACUUCGAUGUGCUGCAUGAGAAGAUGACCCAGGAGUGGACGGAGAAGCGAUUCACGUUCAUAGCAGCGGGGAAGCGCGCCGAGCUCACCUUUGGCUCCGUGCCCGCCCAGGGGGGGCGCGCUUCCAGUGGUGACGUCGGUGCUGCCAUCGACGACGUCACUCUCUCCAUGCCCACCUGCUACGCGGCUAGCGCACAGAGCACGGAGCAGCGGCUGCUGGUGGAGGAGCAGGAGAGCGCAGCACUGCAGGCACAGGAGGAGGCGGAAGCAUGGGCGGCGGAGGAGGCGCGCGAGCAUAUGAGGAGCGCCCGGGACGCUGUUGCCCACAUGCACUCUGCUGUCUCCGCCACCCUCGCUGCUGCUGCCGCCGCCGCUGCCGAUGCUCGUGCUGGUGCUGGUGGGGCUGGUGAUAAGGCUGGAGCGGGGAAUGCAGCGGGAGGGGGGGAUGGGGGAGUGAAGCACGAGAAUGAGCCACCCGUUGGCGCGGGCAAGGCGCUGAGCACGAUUCUGGUGCCCAUGGGGGCGCGCAACGUGAAGGUCAGCGGUAACUCCGUGAAUAUAACGUCGGAUAGUGGCAACAGCAGCGCCACCAUCACCAAAGGGUCGCGGUGGCAGUCCCUGAGCAAGUACUCAUCGGGGGUGUUUCAAGCGCGCAUGACGUGCCCUGCCAACGACACCACUGGCCUCCUCUUCUCCUUCUUCCUGAGCACAAUGGCAGGGGAGGGCAACCACAGCGGGGUGAGCUUUGACUUCCCCGGGGCCAACAAGACGCAGCUGUACGCCACGCACCACAUCAAUGGCCGUGCCUACCCCAUAACCGUGCCUCUCAACUUCUCCUGUGAUUCACAGCCGCACCUCUACACCAUAUACUGGGACGCCAAGUACACUGCGUGGUACGUGGAUCAGGUGUUGGUGCGGCUGCUGCAGUUCCGUCCCAAGCGCUCCUACCCCACACAGCCCAUGUACCUGUACGGCACACUGCGCCCUGCUGCCGCCACCAACAUGGCCAAGCGCGCUGGCGUCGCCAAGGGCAACUACACCAACCUCGCCCAGUGGACAGGCAUCACAGUGAUCGGUCCCCUGAUGGCGCAAGUCGGCCCAGCGCCCCCCAAGAAGCCCCCGGCAGCGGUGCAGUGGCCGCGCACGAACGGCAGCAUCAUGGCGCCGCUGAUGGUGGACUACUGCGACGACCACUGCCUCUCCUGCGCCAACAGCACUGACGGCUCCGCCACCAUCCGCUACGACAACCGCUGUGGGUCUCGCUUCCGGUCAUCGCUGCCCUACUACUUUGCGUUCAUCAGUGGCGACGUGCGCUGUGCCCCGGGGCUCACCAGCGGCAUCGUCACCAGCUUCUAUAUGUCAUCGCUGGAGGGCAGUGGCAUACAGGACGAGAUAGACUUCGAGUGGCUGGGCAAGAACAAGUCGAUCGUGCAGACCAACUUCUACGUGGGCGGGGUGGGCGGGCGGGAGAAGAUCGUGGACCUGGGCUUUGACUGCUCACAGGCCUUCCAUAACUACGCCAUCCUCUGGACGCCCUCGCAGCUCGUCUGGUUCAUAGACUACAAGGCAGUGCGUGUCGAGUACAACGCCUCCUCCGUUCUCCCCCCCGCCAAGCGCAGCAAGCCGGGCGCACCCGUGCCGUCCAAAGCAUACCCCUCCAAGCCGGCCUUCUUUUACGCCAGCAUGUGGGAUGCCAGCAGUGCGGGCAACGGGUGGUGGGCGGGCAAUAGAAGUGCGUCCACUGUGAACAACCCCAACUGGGCCAUCUUUGCCCGGUAUAAGAACCUGCGAGUGCUCUCGCCUUUCCGCUCCGCUUCCCCCAUGACUGCCAAAGCGCGCUCUGCGGCGCACUCCCCCCCCUGCCCCGUCUUCGCCAGCAGCACGCUCGAAUGGACUCCGCUCGGCCGCUUCCACCGCUUCCUCGGCGCCGCCUCCCUCCCCCGCCGCAUUCAGCGCUUGCGCCGCCGGCGCCACCCUGCUGCGCGCAAGGUGCUCGGCGCAAGCCGACAACGGCGCAUUCCGCCCUCCUUGUCAGCUGCCGCGCGGGGAGACAACCUCCUACCCGGAGGCGCUCUGCCAUCGGCGGAUGAUCCACAGGCGCCGCAGCAGGAGCAUGAGCAGCGGCGGAGGCGCAGCGAUGGGCGGCGAGUGCGGUUCGAUUUGGGCGACAAUGACGACGAUGAAGCUAGGAAAGAGACGAACGCUGGCGACAGCAGCAGCCGGCAGCGGUUCGGGUUGGAGCGCGGCGGGCAUCCGUUGGGCGUGCAACCCCUAGGGAACCUCUUCCUGCGCUCCGACCAUAACCCCCUUAAACCCCUCCGCAACGCGCGCGACGCGGGGCUCGGCGCACUGCGGCGCCUGCCGGACCCAAUCCUGCUGGACAUCGUGGGGCGGCUGCCCGCCGAGUCGCUGUGCCACGUGGGCAUGGCGAGCCGCGCGCUGCACGUCGUGGCGCACCAGGAGGAGCUGUGGCGCGCGCUGGUGCUGGAAUCCGCGGAAGGCGGGUUCGAAUGGGAGGCGAGCUGGCGGUGGACUUACGUGAAAUGGCGCAUGGGCGCACGGGCGCAGGCGGAGGGAGAGGGGGAGGGGAAGGGAGGGGAAGCAAGCAGGGAAGGGAAGGGCGUGAAACGGAAGGAGAAGCAUGGGGAGGAGCGCGGGGUGUUGCAGUACCGACCGCCAUUGAAGGUACCGGACUUCUAUUCGGACUAUUUCUUCCAGAGCUGGCUCUGCACCAGCCUCGCCCUGCCGCCCGCCUGGACCACCCACGACAACAUCCCGCGCGUCGCCGCCACCUCCCUCUCGCCCGCCGACUUCGCCGCCCGCUUCGAGCGCCCCGGGCGGCCGGUGAUCAUCACAGGCGCCAUCAGCCACUGGCCGGCGUUGUCCCGGUGGCAGGACCGUGCGUACCUGUGUGGCGCAGCGGGCGACAGUGCGUUUGCGUGCGGGCCGGUGGAGCUGAGCUUGGAUCAGUACUGGCGGUAUGCGGACGGAGUGCAGGAGGAGCGGCCGCUGUACGUGUUUGACCCGCGGUUUGGGGAAAAGGCGCCUGCUCUGGUGGGAGACUAUGAGGUGCCCGAGUACUUCCGAGAGGACCUCUUCCAAGUGCUGGACCUGGGGACGGGUGGUGGGGAGAAUGGAGGGGAGAACGGGGGUGAGCGGGGCGCGGGUGGAGCUGGGGGAGAAGGGGGAGAUGGGGGUGAGGGGAGUGCGGGCGGGAGGGGAAAAACGGGGGAAACUGGUGAAGUGGAGGUGGGUGCAGGAGAGGGAGAGGGAGAGGGAGAGGGGCAAGGGAAGAAGGAGGGGCCGAGUGGGCGACCUGAUUUUCGGUGGCUGAUCAUGGGCCCUGCCCGGUCGGGGUCAUCAUGGCACAUAGACCCCAACUCCACGUGCGCCUGGAACGCCGUCAUCACCGGCUCCAAGAAGUGGAUCCUCUUCCCGCCCAACGAGGGCCCGCCACCUGGCGUGCGUGCGAGCCCCGAUGGUGCUGACGUGGCGGCGCCGGUGUCGAUCACGGAGUGGUUUAUGAAUUACUACGAGGAGAUGCGGCGGGGGCCGGUGACGGCGUAUGAGGGCGUGUGUGCGGCGGGCGAGGUGAUGUUUGUGCCGCAUGGAUGGUGGCACAUCGUGCUCAACCUGGAGGAGUCCAUUGCUCUCACUCAGAACUAUGUCUCCAGCGCGAACCUGUUGGAUGUGAUGCGGUUCCUGCAGCGGCCCAAUGCGCGUGUACUGGUGUCAGGCAUGGGCGAGGGGCAGCGCGAGGGGCUGCACGACCGCUUCCGUGAGUGCCUGGCGGUGCACCGCCCAGGGCUGCUGGAGAGGGAGGAGAGGGACGAGGAGGAGCGCAAGCUCAGACGCAAGCAGAAGGCUGCUUUCUGGGAGCAAGCAGCUAAUGCGGGCGAUGGGGGUUUCAGAUUUGGAUUUUAG